GCCGUCUUGCCGAUCGCCGCCAGUGGCUUGCUCGGUGCCUUGGGUGCCUGCGUGGUAUUAGGGAGCCCACUCCGGCAACAGUCCCGCUUGUCUUUCCUCAUCAACUCUCCGUCCAGCCCAAGUGUCUGUCUCACAACUCCCGCAAAAAAAUCCACCGGCGGUUUAACAGCCCCCGCGAGUCGUCGAUUAAAAAAAAAAUCAACUAAACAAUUCUAAACGAGUGAACGAAUGCCGAAUGAAGAGUCAUUUCAAUCGACGAGAGAAAAUAAAAUAAAGUGGCAGCGGAGGCUCUUCUCUCCGCCCGUUCUCCGGACUUCUACGAAGUGAGUUUUUUUUUUUUUUUUUCUCAACGUCCGGCCUCUCUCGGCAGUCGGGUACGCGCCCAAGACCCCGGAGUUUUAAAAAAAUCCGACAAAUGCGGGCGAGUGAUGACUGCUAACGUGAAAAAUCAGUGAAUUAUCGUCGCACCCCGAGGAGUGGUUCUCGAAAGUGGUUGACACGUAUAAUAACUUGAAGUGGGGGGAGAGAAAAUAAGCCGCCCCCCUCCCCCUGGCUCCCCCCCUACUCUAACAUUUCGAAGUGGUAUCAUAACUACGAGGUGUGCUGCAAGACCCGGAAAACCGUGCACACUCGGUUGCAAUGGUGGGGGAGACAAAAUACCACUGCUAACAGCAAAAUAAAAUUCCCAAAUAAGUCGGAAAAAUCGUUGAAGUGGCCCCGAAGUGCCCGGCGUUUAAAAAAAGUGCCUAAACCUUGUGCUAAAAUUUUUAAACCCAAUCCCAUCGCGCCGACAAACCAAUUAAUCGAGCACAACUGAUUUGAUCGGCCAAUCCCCGGGGGUGAAGACGUAAAAUCGACCUAACAAACUCGGAAAAGCCCAAACAAAAGGAAAAUACGGGGGGGAAGAGACCGAUAAAAGAGCUGCGGGAGGUGUACCGUGGGGAUAGUGACGCGACUGGGCAGCACCACCAGUUGGAAAAAAAAAAAUUAAGAGUGAGACAGUGAAGACCAGUCUGCAGGCGAGACACCGAGUGCCGGAUGCCAGCGGGUGCAACCGAGACGGGUUUAUUUAUUGUAAAAACGAGGGGAAUUGAGAGAGUGGGUAAGACUGUAGAGUCGCAGAGGUACGUAUAUUUACGUACCACAUGAUACAAUACGAGUGAGUGCCCGGUGUACAGUAAGUACGAUCGCAAAACGUAAAUUACGAGUCGAGUAGACCUGAGAAUUUCGGAAGUGCCCGGGGGUAAACGUUCGCCAAAUUCGAUGAUUCAUGAUUUUUUCGGGGGCCAUUAUCGCGACUGAAGAGCGUUUUUCAACCCCCGCUCCCCCCCAAUUGGCAAAAAUUAAUUGAACAUAAUUAAUUGGCGGAAACAAUCGAGGAGCAAUAAAAAUAGAUAAAAUGGCGCUGAAUCCGGACGUUGAUCAGCUGUCGAAGGGCAAUUUAGUGGUCAGAAUUGACCAGAACUCGGAGUCUGAUCUUCAGGCCCUCUUCGACAGUGUUUUGAAGCCUGACUCAAAGCGUCCACUUCAGGUGCCACUUCGCAUGCGCAAUCUGCCCGAUUCAUUUUUCAAUCCACCGUCAACCGGAAGUAAGAGCCCAUCGAUAUCGCACUCGCGUGAAAAUUCAGCGGACUCGGCAUUUGGCACGAUAAUAAGCAACAGUGGGCCGGGUAAUACAACACCGAGUGGCAAUAGUAAUGGCAAUAGCACAGCCAAUCAGACUAGUGUACCAGCGGGACUCACUGUUGCACAUCCGAGGGCACACAGUAGUCCAGCAUCGUUGCAGCAGACUUAUGCUGCUGCACAACAGGCGACACAGCAUGCACCACAGCCACAUGCGAGACAUGUGCACCACCAGAAGCAGAGGAGUUACGAUGUUAUUAGCACGGUUGACGAUCUGGGACCACUGCCACAUGGCUGGGAACAGGCACGCACACCUGAGGGACAGGUUUACUUUCUCAAUCACUUGACACGAACGACAACAUGGGAGGAUCCGCGCAAAACAGCGGCAGCGGCCAAUGUGACGACAAUAGCAGCGGCUGAGAAUGGUAAAUCACCGGCGGGAGCUGGUGCAAAUGCCCUUGGUCCACUGCCCGAGGGCUGGGAGCAGGCACGCACACCCGAGGGUGAGAUUUACUUCAUCAACCAUCAGACACGAACGACGUCUUGGUUCGAUCCGAGAAUUCCAACGCAUCUUCAGAGAGCCCCAACAUCCGGUGCAAUGUUACCCACAAACUGGAUUCAACCACCUGGUGCUACUGGUCUACAGAGCAAUCAGACUAUUCAGGUGUGUCAACAGAAAUUGCGACUCCAGUCGUUGCAGAUGGAACGAGAGCGACUCAAGCAGAGGCAAGCUGAGAUUAUGAGACAGCAAGAACUGAUGCUGAGACAAAGCAACACAGACGCCUCGAUGGAUCCAUUUUUGUCCGGUAUGAGUGAACAACACGCGCGUCAGGAGAGUGCUGACUCUGGUCUCGGUCUCGGCUCGGCUUAUUCACUCCCACAUACGCCCGAGGAUUUUUUGUCGAAUAUUGAUGACAAUAUGGAUGCCACGAGUGAUGGUGGAGCACCAAUGGAAACUCCAGACAUAUCAACUCUGAGCGAUAACAUCGAUUCUACCGAUGAUCUUGUGCCUACCCUACAGUUUAGUGAAGAACUAUCGAGUGAUAUCCUGGACGACGUGCAAUCCCUGAUAAACCCGAGCAGCACGAAACCGGAGAACGUCCUGACGUGGCUGUAGUACGAGCCCAAUGGUCCAACAAUUCGAUCCCAUCCAACUCGAGUUAAGUGGCAUCGACACUGAAUGCCUUUUCCACAAGUUGAAGCAUGCAAUUCAAACAAGACAGCAUAAAUUCCCAUCCAAUUCACCUUGAGCCUCGAAAGAAAUCCGACUAAUCACCAAGUGCCUUAAAAAACCUAAAAAACCAAGAGAACGAAAUUCUUCAACAAAACAUGAUCCAUCCAUUUUAAAUUCUCUUCGAGGGUGUAAAUAAUCAUCUCAUACGACAAUAAUAAAUGUAAAGAGUCAGAGACACGCUGAAAAAAAUCAUAAAUCUAUAAUCAAUAAAUCAUUGUCGAACGACGUACAUAAAGUAUUGAAGUGUAGCUCAAGUCUGGUAUCAUGACGUAUCAGAUUAAUCGUUUAUGGACUCUCGAGUCAUGUUGAAUCGAAUGUGCAAUUAAUAAUCAAUGUUACAAGACAUUAAAAUCAUGAGCCAGGUGAGUAAACUAAGAGUUAACGAUUAAUGAAUAAAAAAAAUAUCAAGUUGAAGUGAUGAAAGAAAGGCAGAGUAAAGAGAUGCCUUAAUUAGUGCCUUUUGAAUAAAACUCAAUGAUGAAAGCCAUCAUUUUUAAACAAUAAGCAGUAACCGUCCAUAAGAACCAUUUAAUGUUAACGAAAAUAACGUCUUUAUUCGUUUUAUGUAAACGACGUUGAAUUGAAUAAGAAACUCGAGCAUUUUUUUCUUCUUUUUUUUCGUCUGAGGCAUCGAGUGAACGUGCGAAAUGAAUAGUAAAUAUAUCCACACAAAUAUUAUAUAUUUUUUUUAUAUAUAAAGUCUAUAAUUGUUACGAGUUAGUUAUACGAAUGCCUUGUUAGAUUGUAAUGUUUCGAUACGUUUUAUAUGACAUGGAAUAAUCAUUUGUCUCGCUGUUGGAGGCGAGGAGCAUUGGAAAAUUGAAAUUAACGCCAAGAGAGCGAAUUUCGGGUGAUUAUUGGCAUUGGCUGUUGCUCCUGUCUCCAUUAUUCUCAUUGCAUUGAGUGUCACGAUAAGAUUUGUCGAUUUAUAUCGAUGUAGUUGAUAUUAAUGUUCUGCUCCAUGUGAAUGAAGAGUAAAAUGACGGAAUUGUCGUUUUUGUCUGCUUCACUCGACAGAAUUGACGAGAAUUUUUUGUAAUUUAAGUUGGCAGCUCACUGAAACCAGUAAGAAGAAACGAGUGAUGAAUCGAGGAUUGGUGAUCCUGAGGUGUGAUAAUUGCUCGUUUCUUUUUGUUGAUAAGAGAUUAACGAUUAGGUGUAAUGUAAAAUUAACUCUGCAAUAGGCUCUCCCCUCUUUUCGAUUGAAAACUAUAGAAAAGUCGGUGGAGAUGCGCGAAAAUGUGCCCUUACACGAGUGAUACGAAGAUUUUGUUAUACUAUUAAUGAUAAUUAAAUCUUUGAUAUCUGUGACGUGCCUUAUUAUUGCUGUAGACAAUUAACUGUAUGUUAUAUUUAUGCUGUUACUCACGAGAUUGAUUAUGUGGAAGGAUUUAAUCGGAAAUUGAUGUGUUUAUUGGAGUUGCAGGGAACGAUUGGUUUUAUCGAGUUCUGUAAUUUUUUUUCUUUUCUCUUUCGAUAUUAAUUCGUUGGAUUUUGUGUAAUGUAUUGCUUCAAUUAUACGUUCGAUUGUUUAUGAUUAUUUUCGCUUCUUUUUUAUUCAUUCAUGGGGAGAGUAUUUUCGGCGCACACGACGGGGGAGAGUGCAUUUUCUCGUUGUGACUCAAUCGUGGAUUUUUUUUUUUCUUUAGGAUCGCUGUAACGUUAUGAAAGACGUCAUUGUAAGAGUCUUGGCGACGAUUAUGGAUUUAUUCCUUAUUUAGAUACAGCACGCACGGUACAUAACGCCCGAGAGAUUAAUGGUUAAUUUGUAAUAACAGUUUUUUUCGACUUUUUUUUUUUUCUUUUCGUGAUAAAUCAGUUAGUUUUCUAUACCAGUAUUUGAAUAUGCUCAUUGGCCGGAUUUAAUUGUCACGUACAUUUUUAUAUUGGUAACAAAGUGCCUUAGUUGUUAAUUGUAACAAUAAAUCUACAUAUUGUUUACUUAAGUGA
Molecule: messenger RNA, 4807 nt
Organism: Diachasma alloeum
Lineage: Eukaryota; Metazoa; Arthropoda; Insecta; Hymenoptera; Braconidae
Gene: yki
Product: transcriptional coactivator YAP1
Exons: 6
Coding region: 1400-2740 (446 amino acids)
Biological process (GO): hippo signaling; positive regulation of transcription by RNA polymerase II
Cellular component (GO): nucleus; cytoplasm
Molecular function (GO): protein binding; transcription coactivator activity
Source: RefSeq, a predicted model, not a curated record